AUGGCAGAGAAAGGGAAAGCGUAUGGGCUCAUCUUGUCUCAGAAGAAAUCAGAACAGAUAAAAACAAAGUCAGCACAGCCGGCCUUUAAUGUAUUUGGCAAUGACAGUGAUGAGGAUGAGAAACCACGUAUACCUGUGAGCAUUUUUGGCCAGAAUUCAGGGCCCAGCAAAAUAAAGAGACAGGCACAAGUGGACAUUGACAAGGCUCUGUUGCAAGACCCCAACAUUUAUGAGUACGAUGCUGUGUAUGAGGAAUUGCAGGCUAGCAAGCCAAAAGUGGGAGCAAAAGAUAAAGAUAAGAAUAGUGCAGAUAAAAAG
Molecule: messenger RNA, 318 nt
Organism: Candidula unifasciata
Lineage: Eukaryota; Metazoa; Mollusca; Gastropoda; Stylommatophora; Geomitridae
Source: the annotation of a GenBank genome assembly